CAGUCCCGGGGUCGCCCAGCCGGUCGGACCGGCCUCCACAACGCGCGCGGGGCGCCGGGCUGGGCGACCGGAGGGGUGCAGGGAAGGGAGCCUCCAGGAGCCGGCUUGGGCGGGAAGAGGAGCGCAGACCGAGGAGGAGAGGGAUGGUAGAGAGACCCCGCUGAGGCCAGCGGGGUACACUGGCUGGGAUCAACAUGUGUCUGCGCAUAGGUGGCCUGAAUGUGGAUGAGUUCCGGAAGUUGCUGAUGAAGACGGGUCUGGUGCUGGUAGUGCUGGGUCACGUGAGCUUCAUCGCGGCCGCCGUGCUCCAUGGCACCAUGCUGCGCUUCGUAGCCACCACCAGGGACGCCGUGGUUCUACAAUACUGUGUGGUAGACAUCCUUUCCGUCACCUCUGCCAUUGUGGUCAUCCUUGCGGGAAUUUCGGCUGUCGUCUUGUCACGCUAUCUCCCCAGCACCCCCUUGCGCUGGACCGUGUUUAGCCUGAGUGUGGCCUGUGCUCUUCUCUCUCUGACCUGUGCCCUUGGACUCCUGGCCUCCAUUGCUGUGACCUUCGCCACCAAGGGCAGGGCACUCCUGGCCCCCUGUACUUUUGAGAACGCUGAACUCCCAACACUGUCACCCGACUGUCCUUUUGACCCUACUCGAAUUUACAGCUCUAGCCUGUGCCUCUGGGCCAUCUCUCUCAUAUUCUGUCUGGCGGAAAGCAUGUCUGCUGUGCGCUGCGCCCAGCUCGUGCAUCGGCUGCUGGAACUGAGGCCCUGGUGGGGGAAAAGCUGCCACCAUACGAUACAAGCAAGCCCAGAGCCCCUGGAUGGCCAUGACCUACUGAGUUGCACCAGCUGACCCCUGACACCUCAGCAGCUCCAUGGCUACUGAGGCAUGUGACCACACCUGCCCUGACCAGUGCCCAGACAGCGAUGGAAGCUCAAGGAAGCUCACGGAAGCUCACCGGAUCCAGGAUUCCUACAGCAAGCCCCAGAAAGAUCAAAGGGCUCCUGGGGACGUGGGAGAGGGCUUGGAACGCCCUCCCCUGGCCACCACGACCAAUGCACUGAAACAAGACUUUAUUUUGAAGUUAUUAAAAAGAACAAAGACGCUCCGUGUGGCGCAUGCAGAGGGACAUGGGGCUUGGCCAGGGGCCUGCACUUCUUUCCCACACAGAACGCUGUGGAGGGGCUCUGCUCAUCUGUCUGCGGGCCUCUGUGUGCGCGCGUGCAUGUGUGCGUGUGUGUGUUGCGCGCGCAUGUGUGUGUUGCGCGUGCAUGUGCGCGCGCGCCCGUGCGUGUGUGAGGUGGGGGAAGGAGAGAGAAAUACAGAGUACAGACGGGGUAAAUCUGUGGUUAUCCAAGUGCAAAGAGGCAGGCUGGGUUUGGGGACCCCCCAGUUGGAAUCCUGGGAGAUCUUCUUUUUACCAUGGCCUCCAGCCAGCAAGAGCUGGGACAGGAAGUGUUCUUCUGCAGGGAAGUAGAUCAGGGAACUUCUUCAAAGUCCCACAGCCCAGUAAUCCUCCGGGUCUCCCCACCAAACAAA
Molecule: messenger RNA, 1532 nt
Organism: Rattus rattus (black rat)
Lineage: Eukaryota; Metazoa; Chordata; Mammalia; Rodentia; Muridae
Gene: Tmem54
Product: transmembrane protein 54
Exons: 6
Coding region: 195-845 (216 amino acids)
Source: RefSeq, a predicted model, not a curated record